AAAUCCACAUUACCAUCUCCUUUCUCCAAUCCAUACAAAAUGAAAAUGGAAUCCGAAACAAUCUCGAAAGAAUCCAUCAAACCUUCUUCACCAUCUCCCAACGACAACAAAACAAUGAAAAUGGAGGCUGAAAUAAUCUCGAAAGAAUUCAUCAAACCUUCUUCACCAACACCCAAUCACAAAAAGACAUACAACCUUUCCUUACUCGACCAAAUCGUUCCUCCUAUCUACGUUCCUCUUGUUUUCUACUUUCCCAACCCUCAAAACCUCUCUCAAAUUACACCCCAACUGCAGCAAUCUCUCUCCACAACUCUGUCUCACUUCUACCCCUUAGCAGGGAGACUCAAAGACUCCCUCUCCGUCGACUGCAACGACGAGGGCAUCGCCUUCGUCGUUGCGAAAUUCGCCUAUAGCCUCUCCACUUUCCUCCGAAACCCCGACGCCGCUGCUUCCCGCUGCCACAUCCCCACCCCGCUCACCUGGGCCGAGCCGGGGCCCGGGUCACCCGUUGCCAUGGCCCAGCUCAGCCACUUCGCCUGUGGCGGCGUCGCCGUCGGCGUACUCAUCCUUCACAAGGUCGCUGACGGCGUCGCCAUCGGCUCGUUUGUAAAAUCCUGGGCCAGGGCGACAAUUGCUGGCCUGGCCCCUGUUCCUGUUGCUGCCCUGGCGCCGCCAGACUAUGCGGCACAGUUGCUCUUCCCGCACAAUGAGAGCAUGAGACGGGAAGAGCAUCUCUUCUCCGCCAUGAAGCGGUACUUCGGCUUCGGAAAGACCACGAUGCGCCGCUACGUGUUCGACGCGGAGUCGAUAUCACGGCUCCGUGCACGUCUUUCCGAGCAAGGGACGUCGCGGCCGACGCGCGUCGAGACGGUCUCGGCAUUCCUGUGGAAAUGCUUCAUGACCGCCUCCGCUGGUGGCGGGGGCGUGUCGCUGGUGACGCACGGCGUCAACAUGCGGCGGAAGUCGGAGCCGCCGCUAUCGGAGAACAGCUUCGGCAACCACGUGUGGCUCGUGCCGGCGUCUAGCGAGAACGGGGAAGCCGAUAGGGAUUUGAAAGCCCUUUUCUCCAAAGUGAGAGAAGCCAUAGUUAAAGUGGAUGUUGAGUUUGUGGAAAGAAUGAAGGGCGAUGUGGGGUUUGCAGGCUAUUGCACGAAUCUCGAGGAUUCCUUGAGCGCCUUUCCCGAGAAGGCCGAUUAUCUGGCUAUCUCGAGUUGGUGCAAUUUUGGGAUUUACGACGUGGAUUUUGGGUGGGGUCGGCCGGUUUGGGUUACGAAGUGCGACGGCGGGAGUGAUGUGGAGUGGCCUUUUAUCAAUGUGCUUUGGUUGAUCGACACAAGGGAAGGGGAUGGAGUAGAAGCGUGGUUGACUCUUGAACAACGUUGUUUUGAGGAGUUUGAUAAAAUUAAGGAGGUUGCUGAUUUUGCUUUGAUUGAUCCUAGUCCCUUGGAGAAGUUUGAUAAAAUUAAGGAGGUUGGUGAUCAUGCUUUAAUUGAUCCUAGUCCAUUGAAGAAGCUUGAUAAAAUUGAGGAGGUUGGUGAUCAUGCUUUGAUUGAUCCUAGUCCAUUGGAGAUCAUCCAAACAUCGGUUCUAAGUAAUGGGAUGGUGAAAUCUUGAUACAUUUCAAUCAUUUUGUGUUGGAGUAUGUUGUAUGUUGGCUAGAGUGUUUUGUUUAAUUUUAAUUUUGGGAAUGGUC
Molecule: messenger RNA, 1693 nt
Organism: Salvia hispanica
Lineage: Eukaryota; Viridiplantae; Streptophyta; Magnoliopsida; Lamiales; Lamiaceae
Product: limonoid 7-O-acetyltransferse-like
Source: RefSeq, a predicted model, not a curated record